Colossoma macropomum (tambaqui) is the source of this 2374-nucleotide messenger RNA. RefSeq names its product mitogen-activated protein kinase 10 (gene mapk10). Gene Ontology annotation, molecular function: ATP binding; JUN kinase activity. The record is from RefSeq and is a predicted model, not a curated record. The transcript is spliced from 13 exons. Gene Ontology annotation, cellular component: cytoplasm; nucleus. Gene Ontology annotation, biological process: JNK cascade; protein phosphorylation. The coding region runs from base 172 to 1575 and encodes 467 amino acids. NCBI's taxonomy places the organism in Eukaryota, Metazoa, Chordata, Actinopteri, Characiformes, Serrasalmidae.
CUUCUUUUUAAUCGUCGUCUCUUUGUUUUGCGCCCGUUUUCCCACCGUCAUUUCGUUUUUUAAACCCCCCAGUCCCCCCCACCCUCCUCGCCUCUCCGUCAUGGUCUCUCCGCGAAGCCCGUCGGGAUGUUCUGAGUGAGCGGGACUCGGGCAUCGUCAGGCCGGCGCGGAAUGGUAUUUAUGAACAGACAUUUCUUAUACAACUGCAGUGCUCCAAUCCUGGAUGUGAAGAUUGCCUUUUGUCAGGGGUUCGGUAAACAAGUUGAUGUGUCUUACAUCGCCAAGCAUUACAACAUGAGCAAGAGCAAAGUGGACAACCAGUUCUACAGCGUGGAAGUAGGAGAUUCCACCUUCACGGUUCUCAAACGGUACCAGAACCUCAAGCCCAUCGGUUCUGGGGCUCAGGGAAUAGUGUGUGCGGGAUACGAUGCCGUCCUGGACAGAAAUGUGGCUAUUAAGAAGCUCAGCAGACCCUUCCAGAACCAGACUCACGCCAAGCGAGCUUACAGAGAGCUGGUGCUUAUGAAGUGUGUCAAUCACAAAAACAUCAUCAGCUUAUUAAACGUUUUCACACCACAGAAAUCUUUAGAGGAAUUUCAGGAUGUGUAUCUGGUGAUGGAGCUGAUGGAUGCUAACCUGUGCCAGGUGAUUCAGAUGGAGCUGGACCAUGAGAGGAUGUCCUACCUGCUCUACCAGAUGCUGUGUGGCAUCAAACACUUACACUCCGCUGGCAUCAUCCACAGGGACUUGAAACCUAGCAAUAUCGUGGUGAAGUCGGACUGUACGCUGAAGAUUCUGGACUUCGGGCUGGCGAGGACCGCCGGAACCAGCUUCAUGAUGACGCCCUAUGUGGUGACCCGGUACUACAGGGCCCCUGAGGUCAUCCUGGGGAUGGGCUACAAGGAGAACGUGGAUAUUUGGUCAGUCGGGUGCAUUAUGGGAGAAAUGGUGCGCCACAAAAUCCUGUUCCCUGGCCGGGACUAUAUUGAUCAGUGGAAUAAGGUGAUUGAACAGCUGGGCACUCCUUCACCCGAGUUCAUGAAGAAGCUGCAGCCCACCGUGAGGAACUAUGUGGAGAACCGGCCCAAAUACGCCGGCCUCACCUUCCCCAAGCUGUUCCCCGACUGCCUCUUCCCUGCAGACUCCGAGCACAACAAACUCAAAGCCAGCCAGGCCAGAGACCUGCUGUCCAAGAUGUUAAUUAUCGACCCCGCUAAGCGGAUAUCAGUGGACGAGGCCCUGCAGCACCCCUACAUCAACGUGUGGUACGACCCAUCUGAGGUGGAGGCUCCUCCCCCUCAGAUCUACGACAAGCAGCUGGAUGAGAGAGAACACUCCAUCGACGAGUGGAAAGAGCUGAUCUAUAAAGAAGUGAUGAACUUUGAGGAGAGAACGAAGAAUGGCGUGGUGAAGGGACAGCCUUCUCCCUCAGGUGCAGCCGUGAACAGCAGCGAGAGCCUCCCUCCGUCCUCCUCCGUCAACGACAUCUCCUCCAUGUCCACCGACCAAACCCUUGCCUCCGACACAGACAGCAGCCUGGAGACCUCCGCCGGACCCCUCGGCUGCUGCAGGUGACUAGCCGCCUGCCUGCGCAACCCCAUGUUCUUCAGAAGGUGAUCGGACCCCCCCCUCUCCCUGAACGAGAACAAAAACGCGUACAGAUUCAGUGAUCUACCAGAAAAUGCUCAAUAUUGUAAUGUGUAAAAACAACAAUUAUUAUAAUAACAACAAUAACAAUAAUAAUGAGAUGCUCCACAAAUCUGACGUAUAAUUACAUGUAAUAUAAGUACUGGGUAACUAAAAAAGCCUGCAUUGUCAUUCAAAGGAAAAAAAAUAUAUAUAUAUAAAUAAUAAAAAAACACUGAUAUGUAUAUUUAUGAAACCCUCACUAGUUGCUUUGCUUUGUACUCCCUUCAUAUGGCAUCCGAAAAAAAAGAGCUUAAAGAGGCAUCUCUGUGAAGUGUAAUGAUAAUUAUGAUUAUAAUAAUAUUAAUAAUAAUACUGUUAACUGGAUGAUCCCCAGUACUUUGCAAGCUUCUGUGCUCUUUCAGUCGAUGUGGCAAGGUGGGCCUCUGUGUUUAUGACUACUCAAACAUACCCCCCCCCCACUUCCCCUUACCUGAUGUGAUGGUUUUGUGCCGGACCUCCAGAAGCAGGGGGUCCCGAUCAGAGGAUUGUGUUUGUGCUGGGCUCCUCCUUGUAAGGGGGCCAAAUGUAACCCUAUCUUUUGUAUAUAUGUAAUUCUGUACAGCUGUGAGGCGUCUCGAGUGGGACUGACGGCCAGUAUCGGGAGUUCUCUUGCGCACCUUGCCACAUCACCGCUUUGACCUUAGUUGCCCUUGCCUGUAGUCUUGCAUGACCAGAAAAAAAAAAA